Molecule: messenger RNA, 1084 nt
Organism: Gymnogyps californianus (California condor)
Lineage: Eukaryota; Metazoa; Chordata; Aves; Accipitriformes; Cathartidae
Gene: PARVG
Product: parvin gamma
Exons: 13
Coding region: 100-1068 (322 amino acids)
Biological process (GO): cell projection assembly; establishment or maintenance of cell polarity; actin cytoskeleton organization
Cellular component (GO): actin cytoskeleton; focal adhesion; cytoplasm
Molecular function (GO): actin binding
Source: RefSeq, a predicted model, not a curated record
CUCCCCAUAAAUUUCAUCGCGCCUGCUGUGAGAAGAUCUUGGAAGAGCUUCUGGAGAAUUACUGAAGGAGAGAAUAUUUACCAGGAGUGAGAAAAGACAAUGGAUCCAGACUUUUUAAAUGUGUUUACACAGCCUGCUGCACUUAAUCAAUUCCUAGCUGAGAACGUCAUCGCUCAAGGUGAGAAGAAGAAACUCAUAAAACCGACCUCAAGCAACAAUCCCAAAUUGGAAGAAUUAAAACAGUUAUUGAUUGACUGGAUUAACACAACUCUGAAAGAGGAACACAUAGUAGUUAAAAGUCUGGAAGAAGAUCUGUAUGAUGGGCUGGUACUUCAUCAUCUUUUGGAAAACCUAGGAUCUCUCAAGCUGGAUGUUGACAAGAUUGCAUUAACGGAAAAAAAACAGCGACAGAAACUCUCUGUGAUUCUGGAAGCUGUGGCGAAGUGUUUGCAACUGGAAGAAAGUCAGCUGAAAUGGAGUGUGGAAUCUAUCUUGACAAAGGACUUACUGAGCACACUGCAUCUUCUGGUUGCAAUAGCAAAGCACUUUGAACCCAACCUGGCAAUGCCUCCAAAUGUUCAGGUGGAAACAAUCACCAUUGAGAACACCUCCAGAGGAUUAAAGACAGCAAAUGCAGUGGAAUAUAUCACAGAAAACAAAGAGAAUUUAGAAGCGCAGUCAAAAGAUGAUGCCUUUGAUGAAUUAUUUAGCCGUGCUCCAGAUAAACUGGAAGCUGUAACAAAGGUGUUUUUGCAAUUUGUCAACCAGCAUGUUGGAAAAUUAGGAUUAAAUGUGAAAGACAUCGAAUCUCAGUUUGCAGAUGGAGUUAUCUUACUUCUGUUAAUUGGACAACUGGAGGGUUACUUUCUGAAUUUAAGGGAUUUCUUCCUGACUCCAGCCAGCACCACGGAGAUGCUUCACAACGUUAACCUUGCAUUGGACUUGCUGGCAGAUGGAGGUCUUCUGAAUUUUUCUGUGAACUCUGAAGAUAUUGUGAACGGAGAUAUGAAGACUACAAUGCGGAUUCUGUAUUGCUUGUAUUCCAAAUACAAGACCAAAGAAACAUGAAGAGCAAGGCCAAGAG